Molecule: messenger RNA, 1651 nt
Organism: Pseudonaja textilis
Lineage: Eukaryota; Metazoa; Chordata; Lepidosauria; Squamata; Elapidae
Gene: ISL2
Product: ISL LIM homeobox 2
Biological process (GO): axonogenesis; neuron fate specification; positive regulation of transcription by RNA polymerase II
Cellular component (GO): nucleus
Molecular function (GO): cis-regulatory region sequence-specific DNA binding; DNA-binding transcription factor activity, RNA polymerase II-specific
Source: RefSeq, a predicted model, not a curated record
CCUUCUGCAUGGUGGAUAUUAUUUUUCCUUCCCCUUUUGGAGGUGCGAUGGGGGAUCACGCCAAAAAGAAACCCGGGAUCGCCACGUGCGUGGGCUGCGGGAGCGAAAUCCACGACCAGUACAUCCUCAAGGUCUCGCCGGACCUGGAGUGGCACGCGGCGUGCCUGAAGUGCGCGGACUGUAGCCAGUACCUGGACGAGACCUGUACUUGCUUCGUGCGCGAUGGCAAAACUUACUGUAAAAGAGAUUAUAUCAGGCUCUUCGGCAUCAAGUGCGCCAAGUGCGCGGGCGGCUUCAGCAGCAGCGACCUGGUCAUGCGCGCCCGCGACCACGUCUACCACCUGGAGUGCUUCCGAUGCUCCGUCUGCAGCCGGCAGCUCCUGCCCGGGGACGAGUUCUCGCUGCGCGACCACGAGCUGCUCUGCCGCGCCGACCACAGCCUCCUGCUCGACGGCACCGGCUCGGCCGAGAGCCCCCCGCGCAGCCCCGGACACCUGCAGGGCUCCAGGCCGGGACACCUCCAGCAGCUCCCAGACGCGGUGCCCGGCCGGCAGCCUUCCCUGCGUUCUCACGUGCACAAGCAGGCGGAGAAAACGACACGGGUGCGGACGGUGCUGAACGAGAAGCAGCUUCACACGCUGCGCACCUGCUACGCCGCCAACCCGCGGCCGGACGCGCUGAUGAAGGAGCAGCUGGUGGAGAUGACCGGGCUGAGCCCGCGUGUCAUCCGCGUCUGGUUCCAGAACAAGCGCUGCAAAGACAAGAAGAAGUCCAUCCUCAUGAAACAGCUGCAGCAGCAGCAGCAGCAGCACAGCGACAAGGCAAGCCUGCAGGGUUUAACUGGCACCCCCUUGGUUGCUGGCAGCCCCAUUCGCCACGACAGCGCCAUGCAAGGCAGCGCGGUAGAAGUGCAAACGUACCAGCCGCCUUGGAAAGCUCUCAGCAAUUUUGCUCUGCAGAGUGACUUGGAUCAACCUGCUUUCCAGCAACUGCUCUCCAUUUCUGAAUCUGGCUCCUUGGGCAACUCUUCGGGCAGCGAUGUCACCUCACUAUCGUCCCAGCUCCCCGAUACCCCCAACAGCAUGGUUCCUAGUCCAGUGGAGACGUGAGGGGGGGUGUCUUUGGAUGGCCUGACCCUCAAGGAUUGUCUGCAUGCGUUGUUGUUUUUUUUGCUUCUUGCAUGAGAACUUGAGCGCUAAGCCAACACGAAGUGUUUAAAUUAUUCUCUUUAUUUAAAAACCCGGCUCCAUCUCGACUUCUCUCGGUGGGUCGGUCGGUCGGUCGGUCAGUGGCUGGAAGUCUUCCAGGGUUCGUUCCUCUGACUUUGCCAAAGAGAGAGAGAGGGAAAAAGGAGCGAAAACUUCCCAGGAAUUCUGGUGUCCUCCACCCCUUCCUGAAAAUACUUCUGGAUUUUACUCGAAGGAGAUUCGGAUCCCGUUCUUGUCUGUUUUGGAAGAUGGCUUUUUCCAUUUUCCGGUUUCCAUUUUCCUCAACGGAAGGAAUCAACUCAACGUGGAACGGUGUAGAAGAGCCAUCCAAAUGGAUCCAGGCGUCCCUUGUCUUCAUCUCAACCAGUUCUGGAUGCCCAAACGCCAACUCUCUUGUGGCUUCCUUCUUCCCUGGAAAAAGCUGGAACGUUUUUCCCCUCCAU